Schistosoma rodhaini is the source of this 1653-nucleotide messenger RNA. Lineage: Eukaryota; Metazoa; Platyhelminthes; Trematoda; Strigeidida; Schistosomatidae. The record is from the annotation of a GenBank genome assembly.
AUGGGAAGUGGAUCUAGUAUCCUUUCUCCAGGAAUUAAUAUCCAUGGUAAAAUUACAAAGAGACUUUUUGAAAAUAGCAAAUUGAUACCAUAUCAAUCAUGCCAAUCCUCUAAACAGUUCACAUGUAAUCCAGAAGGCAAUAUUAAUGAUAUUAACGAUGGAAAAUCGGUUCAUUCAAUUGAUCAAACCAUAACAAAUUAUAAAGUCGAAAGUUUCUAUUAUGAUGAAGAUUAUCUAGAUAAAAUUGAAGACGAUGAUAAUGAAGAAGAUAUAAUAAAUAAUAAAACACAAAGUUUCAAAUUAGAACAAAAUAAACUUAAAGUAGAUAAUACCGUUGAAGGAGAGGAACAUUAUAAUACUCUAAAUAACAAUGAUAAUUUAUAUGAGCACAAAGAAGAAACUGAUCAUAACCCCUUUCUUCAACCUGACAAACAAUGUUAUGAAAGCCUGAAAGAUAACAUAAGUGAAAAUUCGAUUAGGACAAUACUUAAUGACUUGAAUACUAGCUGUACAAUAGAAUAUUUAAAAUCAUUAGAAUAUCCAAAGUUACUACAAAAUGAUCUAUCACUAUCUAUAACAUCAAUGAAUUCAUUGUGUACUCAAACUACUUCGAAUAAUAAUGGACAAAGAAAUGAUAAACAGAAAUUUCAAAUACAACCUAAUACUACUUAUAUUGGUAAUUCAGUAGAUUGUUUAACAUCUUCAAUGGAUAAAUCUGAAAUAGAUUCUAUUCUAGUUAUUCAAUCAUCUAAUAUAAAUAAUAAACAAUUAAAAUCAAACUUUACACCAUUAAUUGAUAAUGUACAAAGUUAUUUAAAUCUAUUAAAACAUAAUAUGUAUGUACAAUGUAAUAUGAAUAGUGAACAUGUAGACAAACUUUGUUACCAAGAGAAUGUAGUUGAUGAUUUAGAUAAAAGUUUCAAUAUAAAACUCAAUGGAUCAAAAUGGGAAACUAUAAAAAAUGAAAAUCAAUAUGAUGACGUAAUGAAAUUAUCAAAACAAAUUCCUAUCGUCUCUAUGAAUAGUUGUCAAAUUAUGGAUUGUACAAAGCCUAAUACAACUAGUUGUUCAGAAAUCGAUCAUGAUAAUGAAGAAUAUUUAUCAUUAAAUGAUUAUCAAUUUGAUCAAAUAUAUCAUGAAAAGUUUCAAUUAAAAUCAAAUUAUGAUCCAUUUGGUUUAGAUGAGGAAUAUAAUAAACCUGAUUCAAUUAAUCAUAGAAACUUAGUGGAUAUAUCUUUACCAAAUAAUAAUGAAUAUGAAAUUCAAUCUGUUACUCAUGAAUUGAAUAGUCAAUCAGAAGAACCAAUUAGUGUUGAUAUUUGUAAAGAAGGUUAUAUUUAUACACCUAUUGUAAUCGAAAAGAUUGAUAGUUCUACAAUGAAUACAAUUGAGACAAUUCAUUCAGUUCAAACUGACAAAAAAUGUAUAAAAACAACUGAAUCCUAUUUAACUGAACAAGUUUUAAUGAGAAAAGAUACUGAUGAAAUUGAAAUGAAUGAAGAUAAUAAUGUCUUGGACAAUUAUGAAAAAUCAAUAUUAGUAAACAAUGAGCAUUCAAAUCAAUCCACUAUAACUAAAAUAAUAAACGAAUGUACUGUUGAAUUUCAUAGGCCAAUCUAUGUUCAAGUGGUAAAUAGUUUACAUAACGAUUAA